Anthonomus grandis grandis is the source of this 2430-nucleotide messenger RNA. Its product is annotated as leucine-rich repeat-containing protein 40-like. Lineage: Eukaryota; Metazoa; Arthropoda; Insecta; Coleoptera; Curculionidae. Gene Ontology annotation, molecular function: protein binding. The coding region runs from base 193 to 2028 and encodes 611 amino acids. The record is from RefSeq and is a predicted model, not a curated record. The transcript is spliced from 11 exons.
UGUCACAACAACAAAAAAAAUAAAUAAAAACAAAGCGUACUGAAUUAUUUAUAUUUAUAUCAAUUAACUGAACUAUACAUAAUUAAUUUGAUCGUUUGUGACGUAAUAUGGUAAUUUUCAUCUCCAGUGGGUCCGUUUUAACGGUUGUCAGUGAAUUAUAUCGCGCUUAAACCUCUUUAAAACGAAUACAGCAUGAGUGUCAAGGGAAGUAAAAUGAAAAACCGAAGAAAAAUGAUCACGCCGGUUUUCCAUGUGCAAACUCAAGUCGAAGACGAGCAGCACUUCACUAAGGAGUUCAUUAAAGAAGUGAAAAGAACCGGAGUGAUAAAUUUGCAUGGGAAACAUUUGUCCACGGUUCCAGACAAACUGUUCGGGAUGCACGAGGAGCCUGGAUAUAUACCCGAUCCCAUACUGGAAUUCCCAAGUAAUGAUCAUCAAGACAUUCCUUGGUGGCUGCAUAAGCCCCUGACAAGCCUAGACCUUAGUUCUAACGUUAUAACAGAAAUACCAAAUAAAAUAUGCAUGUAUGGGGAUGGACUAACCUAUUUGAAUUUGCAAGAUAAUUGUCUAAAAAACUUACCGCAGGAUAUAACCUAUUUAAAAGACUUAACCAAACUGAUAUUAAACCGUAACAAAUUAACUGAAUUGCCUAAAGAUAUUUACAAAAUGGGUGAGUUGAGGCUGUUGAGUUUUAACCAUAACUGUAUAGAGCAGUUGCCUAAUAGUUUGGUGGAUCUGGUAAUGCUAGAAAAGUUGGAAAUGUCCAGUAAUAAAAUCAAAAAACUCCCAUCGGGCAUGGGUUACUUGGUCCGUCUAGUCGAACUGGAUGUGUCCAAUAAUAAAUUGACUGAACUACCACCAGAUAUUGUAAAUUUAAGAAGUUUAACCGUGUUAAACAUAAACCACAAUGAAAUAACACACUUACCGGAAAGCCUGGGGGAAAUGAGGAAAUUGCAAAUCUUGUAUGCCCAGCAUAAUCGUAUUGAAAUUAUUCCAGACUUUACCGGCUGUGACUUUAUCCAGGAAAUCUACUUUGGGAAUAAUUGUAUUAAGGAACUCCCGCUAGACUUGUUCGACAACUUGCAACAUCUAAAAAUCUUCGAGCUCCGCGACAAUAGAAUCUCGAUUUUACCCCCGAAAGUUGUCAACCUGAUGCAGCUCACCAAACUGGACCUCACCAAUAACGCAUUAGAAGAGAUCCCUUGCGUCCUAAGUCUCCUGCCGCACCUCCAAUCCCUAAAACUAGAAGGGAAUCAAUUGAAGAGCAUCCGAUCGGACGUUAUUCGCACGGGGACACAAAGAAUUAUGCAAUUCCUUAAGGAAAAACUGACCGAAGAGGACUUGGAGAUGUUGCCGAUGGGUCUUUCUUGUGUACCCGCCGAUGAAUCGGUGUUUCCUGACAGGCAUAGAAUGCGACACGGCAACAUCUUAAAUUUGGCCAUGAAGGACCUGACCUUCGUACCCGAGGAAGUGUUCCGUGAUGCCAAAGAGGUGCGAGUGUCCACGGUGGAUUUGUGUAAAAAUAAGUUCACCCAAGUGCCUGACGGGCUUCUGGGGCUCUCAGACUGGCUCACGGAACUCAAUAUGUCCUCGAAUCACCUCAAGGAGGUGCCCAGCACGUUUGCGAAUUUUACUAAGUUAAAAUUCCUGGACUUAAGUCGAAAUAUGCUCUCUGGAUUACCAAACGAGCUGGAAAUCCUUGUGGGCUUAAGAGAGUUGAUUUUGUCCAACAAUCGUUUCACGAAAAUUCCCCAAUGUGUAUACGGGAUGGUCGGCCUGGAGGUUUUGAUGUUUAACGACAACAGUUUGGAGGAAAUCAACGUCGAGGGUCUCAAGCAAUUGACCAGAUUGGCAACGUUGAGUUUGGGCAAUAAUAAUAUUUGUUAUGUGCCUCCCGAGUUGGGAUACAUGACGCAAUUAAGAUGUUUGGAACUGAGAGGAAACAGUUUUCGUCAGCCACGUUACGCCAUUUUGGAUAAAGGAACCGAGUCGAUUUUGUCGUACCUUAGGGACAAAAUAGCCGUGUAAACACUGUAUACUUUUGCCAUAAGUUUGUUGCUUUUUCUAGGUUAGGUUUUUAACAUAAGUGGUGGCUCGGAAGGUCAUUUUUAGGGAUUUUUUGAAUUUGUUUUUUCUCCCAGAUUUGGGGAGACCAAUUUAUUAUGUUUAUUGUGAUUGUGUUGUUAUACUUUUGGUAGCUUUAGGUAAUUUGCCAUAGUGCUUCUAGUUGUGAAAGAAAAUACAUUUUAGUAUUAAGUAGACAUUGAAACACCCUGUAUAUACAGUAAUAAGGGGUAAUUUUAGGAUUAGUGUCAGAAGUUAAUUUAGGCUUAGCAGUUCAAAGAAAUAAUGACCAUUAAAUUUUUACCUUAAGGCCACUGUGCCAUAUUAACAUGAUGCCCAAAUGCUCAAAUAAAUGUUUAAUGCAAA